GUCCUACCUGCACACUGCAGCGUGCUGCAAGUGGGGCGAUAAAAGUUGUUGUUCGGAGGGGGGUUUUCCUACACCCUCCAUGCUUUGAAAGGAAGCGGAGGGGGCCGCAGGGAGGAGCGGAGUGCGACUGGCGGCGGCUCCUGCUGUGUCGCCCCAGCCUGGGGUUUCCCUUCGGUGCAGGAUUGACUCCUGGAGAAAGGGAUCCCUGUGAGGAAAGCUGCGGGGUUUUACCACAGGCGCAGCCUCCUGUCAGUUUCAGCAUGCUGCCAGCUAUUGGAUCUACAGUAUUGUCUUCUGGAGAAGCCAUGGAGAGGAGAAGUUCAGCAGAUCAGUGUCACCCACUGUUGGAGGAACAACCACUCCCUGACACGACUGCCAAGGGGGAGAAGAGGUUCCGCUUGUGGUACGUCGGGUGGUCAUCCCUAGACCGGAGGACAACGUUACCCAUGCUGCCGUGGCUAGUGGCUGAGAUCCGUAGACGCGCAGAAAGGCAAGAGCCCCCUGGUUGUGUGGCAAGUUGUCGAGAGGUUCAGCUCCUGGUAGUUGCCCCGCACCUUCGAUGUGUUCCAGCCUUGAAUGGAGCCAGUGGCAACACAGCGGUCUUCAUUUUUGAGCACAAGGCACAGCACAUUGCCCGCUUCAUCCACAAUACCCAGGACCCCUCAUAUUUUGCCUACUUGAUUAAGACUCAGCCUGACAACCCAGAGUCUGAGAUGGCCUGCCAUGUCUUCAAGGCUACUGACCCCAGACAGGUUUCCACAGUCAUCAGUAGCAUUCGGCAGGUUUCCAAAGUUGCUCUGAAGGAAGAUUCAAAGCCCAGCAAGGACAAUGAAGAUGCCUUUUACAACUCGCAGAAGUUUGAGGUUUUAUAUUGCGGCAAGGUGGUAAUUGCCCAUAAACACGCUCCUUCCACUCUCAUCGAUGACUGCAUUGAGAAAUUCUCUCUACAUGAACGUCAGCGUCUGAAGCUACUGAGCGAGCAGCGCAGCGUGGACUCCAGCUCUGACCUCGCAUUGGCCGAGACCAAUCUCCCAGUUUCUCCAUCUGAUAGUGCAUUUGAAGCACUGGACGCGGACUCUAAUGCCAAUUCUGCCUCCAAGGGCCAUUCAGGGAUAUUUACAGUAGGUAGCCAGAGCAAUCUUUCUGGUAUGCGGGUAUCUUUUCCUGAGAGGAUACUUGAAGACUCAGGCUUUGAGGACCAGCAGGAGUUUAGGUCUCGAUGUAGUAGUGUUACUAUUCAAAAGAAGGCUUAUGAUGGAAAAAUACAGUCAAGGAGAAGACAUGCAAGUGCACCGAGCCAUGUACAACCCUCCGACUCGGAAAAGAACAGGACAAUGCUCUUUCAGGUUGGCAGGUUUGAAAUUAAUCUCAUAAGUCCCGAUACCAAGUCUGUAGUGCUGGAAAAGAACUUUAAAGAUAUUUCCUCGUGUACUCAGGGUAUUGAACAUAUUGAUCACUUUGGAUUUGUGUGCCGUGAGAGUGUGGAGCCUGGUAUAAACCAGUAUGUUUGCUACGUCUUCCAGUGUGCUACAGAUGCUUUGGUGGAUGAAGUCAUGCUGACCUUAAAGCAAGCAUUCAGCACCGCUGCCGCUCUCCAAAAUGCCAAGACACAGAUCAAGCUGUGUGAAGCUUGUCCUAUGCAUGCUCUGCACAAACUCUGCGAGCGAAUUGAAGGGCUGUACCCACCAAGAGCCAAGCUGGUAAUACAGCGACAAUUGUCUUUGCUCUCUGACAACGAACAAGCGGACAUUUUUGAAAAAGUCCAGAAAAUGAAAGCAACCAGCGACCAGGAAGAGAACGAGCUUGUCAUACUUCACCUAAGACAGCUGUGUGAAAACAAGCAGAAAACCCACGUUCACAUUGGAGAACUGCAGACGAGCUUGUCAAGCAGCUCAAUCCCGGAGAACACUGCCCCUAGUGGUCGUUUCACGCUAGAUAUUUUGAAGAACAAGGCAAAGAAGUCCUUGACCAGCUCUCUGGAAAACAUCUUCUCACGGGGGGCAAAUCGAAUGAGAGGCCGGCUGGGCAGUAUGGACAGCUUUGAUCGCUGCAACAGCUUUACUUCUGACAAGGACGGCUCACCAGGGGAUUCUCCGCCAGCCACUCCACCGCCUUCUCCCGUGUCUUCAACUUGGCAGUCCUUUCCAGAGGAGGAUCCAGACUCACCCCAGUUUCGCAGACGGGCUCACACUUUUAGCCACCCCACAUCCAGUGCCAAGAAAAGGAUAACAUUUCCUGAUGCUAAGUCACCAAACAGCAAGUCACCCAUCCAGAGACAGCACUCCAUAGCCUGUGAUGGGGGGCAGAGCAGCCCUGUUCCCAUUGUCCGACGUAUCCGCACUGAGAGCGAGCCUUCGUCCUCCAGUCUCCCCUCGUCCUUUUCUACCCCUUCUUUCCUGAAAACUUUUUACCAGGGUUCAGGGAGACGUCCAUCACAGGUUGAAACUGAUGUGCCUAAGAGUGAAUGUGAAGGAAGAAGGAGGACAUUCUCUUCAUGCAGUAACGACUCUUUAAAUGCUUCUGUUGCUCCACUCAUACCACGUCGAAUUUCGUGGCGUCAGCAGAUUUUUCUCAGGGUAGCUUCACCAAUGAUCAACUCUCCCUCAGAUAUGCAGCAUAUAGAUCUUUUAGAUGGGAAGGAUUUGCUGCCGUUGUCCCCUCUUCCCGCAACCAUGGAAGAGGAUCCUCUAGCAUCCCUUCUUCAGGAUGACAGUGCAGAUGGGAAACGGAGUGCUGAAGACUUUCAGAGACUAUGGAGGAAGGCAAUACAUCAACAGAUUUUAUUACUGAGAAUGGAAAAGGAGAACCUGAAGCUUGAAGCAAGCAGAGAUGAGCUGCAGUCUAGAAAAAUCAAGCUAGAUUAUGAGGAGGUUGGAAUUUGUCAAAAAGAAGUUUCAAAUCUCUGGGAGAAGAAAUUAAACUGCAGGACUAAAAUCCGGUUUGACAUGGAAGAGAUAUAUGCAACACUAAAAGAAGGGGUCCCAAAAUGUAAACGCGGGGAAAUCUGGCAGUUUCUUUCUGUGCAGUAUCGUCUAAGGCACCGACUUCCAAGCAAACAGCAUCCCCCGGAUAUAACAUACAGUGAGCUCCUGAAGCAACUCACAGCACAGCAGCAUGCCAUCCUUGUUGAUCUUGGAAGGACUUUUCCAACUCACCCUUACUUCUCUGCCCAACUGGGAGCAGGACAGCUUUCUCUGUACAAUCUUCUUAAAGCAUACUCUUUGCUUGACAAGGAAGUAGGCUAUUGCCAGGGAAUUAGUUUUGUGGCUGGGGUGCUUCUACUGCAUAUGAGUGAACAGCAAGCCUUCGAGAUGCUAAAAUUUCUCAUGUACGACCUAUCCUUCCGGAAGCAGUAUCGGCCAGAUAUGAUGUCUCUUCAGAUACAAAUGUACCAACUUUCACGGCUUCUGCAUGACUAUCACAGGGAUCUGUACAACCACCUGGAAGAGAAUGAGAUAAGCCCAAGCCUCUAUGCAGCUCCCUGGUUCCUAACACUAUUUGCCUCACAGUUCCCUCUUGGAUUUGUCGCCAGAGUCUUUGAUAUUAUUUUUGUACAAGGAACUGAAGUCAUUUUCAAAGUGGCACUUAGUCUGCUCAGUAAUAAUAAGGAAUGUAUUAUAGCAUGUGACAGUUUUGAAAAUAUAGUAGAUUUUCUGAAGAUCAAUAUUCCUGAUAUGACAAAUGACACUAUGGAAAAAAUAGUAACCCAGGUAUUUGAAAUGGACAUCUCUAAGCAGCUUCAUGCUUACGAGGUUGAGUAUCAUGUAAUUAAUGAUGAAAUGCUGGAAACGUCCAAUCCAUCCGAUGACACAGAGGCUUUCCAGAAGCUUGAGAAGGCGAAUAAUCAGCUGAAGAGGCAAAACAUGGACCUCUUGGAAAAGUUGCAGGUAGCUCACACCAAGAUUCAGAGUCUGGAAGCCAAUAUUGAAAACAUUUUAUCCAGAGAAAACAAAUCCAGAAACGUUAUCCGAUCUUUGGAACAAGAAAAAUCUGCAUAUCAAAAGGCGGUGGAGCAAAUGAGGAAAUACGUGCCCACUCAUGUACUGACAGACUGUGAACUUUUGCUUAAGGAUGUUAGCUGUAGCCCAAACAACAAAACAAAGGCAGGAAGUAAGCAGUAA
Molecule: messenger RNA, 4121 nt
Organism: Bufo bufo (common toad)
Lineage: Eukaryota; Metazoa; Chordata; Amphibia; Anura; Bufonidae
Gene: TBC1D4
Product: TBC1 domain family member 4
Exons: 21
Coding region: 261-4121 (1286 amino acids)
Source: RefSeq, a predicted model, not a curated record